AUGCACGCGACGCGCUCAUGGGACGCGCACGAGCAGUCGGAAGGCCCCUCGCCGCUCAAGAUGCUCCGCGGCUACCUUCUCCGCUUGCGCCACGCCGGCCCGCUGCCCGCGCGCCUUGACCCCUACCGGCGGGGGUGUGCGCCGGGGGGGGUGGCGGGCGGAAUGUGGGGGACGGUGAGGGGAGAGGGAGGCGGAGGGGCCGGGGAAGACGGGGGAGGGGGGGAGGCGUGGGGAGAGGACGUCGUGGGGCUGUUUCGGCAGCUGCAUGAGGAACAUGCGAGGAACAUUCCUCUGGACGUGCUCUCGCCCGGUGAGGCGGACAGCCCUGCCGCGCUGGACGUGCGGGCGAUGCACUUCAGAUGCCAUGCUGCACGCACUCUGUCGCUCACGCCUCCUGCGCCCCCCUUCCCCUCGCGUGUGUGGCGUGCCCACUGCACUGCAUGCAGGCCCGUGGCGGACAGCCCUGCAGCGCUGGGCGUGCGCGCGCUGUACCGCAAGAUGGUGUGCUCUCAGCGCGGGGGCUCGUGCUUCCAGGUGAGGGGGCUCGUGCUUCCAGCUUGCAACACUCCUUCCCGCUUGCACCUACGCCCUCGUCCUGUUCACCCACGCCACACCGCAGGGCCUUCCAACGUGCUGUUGGCGUGGGUGCUCCGCCACCACCUCGCCUGCCAGGUCGACCUCCUUCCCGCCCUCUCCUGCCACUCGCCACACUCGCCCCGCCACCACCACUCCCCUCCGUCCUCCUCCUGUCGCUCCUCUCGUCAACCACCUGUACCGGCUGCUACUUUGAAUGCUGCCUCCCCUGCAGCGGCGCCAUCGUCAGAUCAUGCGGCUGCCUGCGUGGCUCGCCUCUCAUCUCCUGCUGACUCAGCGCAGCAGCCUGUCCAGUCAGCUCGUGCAGCUGCCUCAUCAGCAAGUGCAGAGCUGGCAGAUCAUAUGUGUCUGCUGGUGCACAUCAACGGCAUGGCAUGGCUCGCUGACGUCAGCACGCCCUGCUGCCCCAGCAGCCUUUUGCCCCACCCCAUGUUCCUGGAGCCACUGCUCUUCCAACCCGCCAUCCACCAGGCAGGCCCCUCCUUCCCCUCGCCUCCCAUCUCCAUUCAUUACACACGUCCCUCCAUUCCUUGCUGUGAUGUGAUGUGCGAUUCCCACUCCCACCCAUUCUCUCUCCUCACCCAAGCGUUUCCUCUCCAUGCCACCUCUCUAUCCCACCACCCCUCUCCCCCACAGCACCAGGACGCGGGGGUGUACCGCAUAUCCCCAUGCGCCCCGCCCCACCCGCCAGCACCUGCCGGUGCAGCCCCUUGGGUGCGUGGACGAGGUGCGGGGGCUGUCAGUGUGGCGCCUGCAUGCACAGCAGACGGCUGGGAGAAGCCAGUUGCAGCAGUAGCAGCAGCGGACAGGGGCAGGGAGGGAUGGAGGGCAGUAGAAAGAGGCGUGCAGGGGUGGGCAGUGGAGCACGUAGAGGCAGGAAUGGAUGGGCGCAUGGGUGAGAGGAGUGCUGGCGGGGAGGCACAUUCAGAUUCAGACCCCGAUGAUGAUGAUGACUUCUACACGGAGGGUGUGCGUGGCCACGGGACACCGUGCCCACCGCGGCUCACGCAUGCUGCAGGAGGACAGGCAGCAUCAGCAGCAGCGGUGAGGGCAGGCGAGCAGUGGUAUGUGGUGGAGCGGCUGUGCCGCGUGGGGCCCAGUGAAGCAGGCGAGAGAUGGGCAGCAGCAGAUGGCAAGCAGGCAGCAUGGGGGAAGGCCGCUUGUGAGGAGGAGGCGCAGUGGCAGCCGCUGUAUCGCUUCUCCUCGUGGCCGCAUGACACAGCUCACUUCCUCCAGUGCAUGCGCCAUGCCUCGCCCCUGGGCGGGCCGCGUGUUGCGGUGCGCGUGUGCAGCGAGGGGGAGAGGGAGGUGGAGGGCAGGGGGGUGAUUCGCGAGAUGAUCCGCGACCGCCACUUGCUGCUGCUGGAUGGCGAGGGGCGCGUGCAGAGUCAGCAGCAGCUGGCAACAGACGAGGAGUUCGAUGCGGUGGUGAGGGGCCGGUUUGGCAUUCGGCUGGGGGCAGAUGAUGUGAGGGCCAUGCCUCCUGUGCCCAGGGAGCCGCCACUUGGCGACGUGUGGUUGGCCAGCGAGUGGUGA
Closterium sp. NIES-65 is the source of this 2130-nucleotide messenger RNA. The record is from the annotation of a GenBank genome assembly. NCBI's taxonomy places the organism in Eukaryota, Viridiplantae, Streptophyta, Zygnematophyceae, Desmidiales, Closteriaceae.